This is a messenger RNA of Myripristis murdjan (pinecone soldierfish), 558 nucleotides long. It is a transcript of the gene mrps18c, whose product is annotated as mitochondrial ribosomal protein S18C. Bases 69 to 461 code for a protein of 130 amino acids. The transcript has 6 exons. Lineage: Eukaryota; Metazoa; Chordata; Actinopteri; Holocentriformes; Holocentridae. Gene Ontology annotation, biological process: mitochondrial translation. Gene Ontology annotation, molecular function: structural constituent of ribosome; small ribosomal subunit rRNA binding. The record is from RefSeq and is a predicted model, not a curated record. Gene Ontology annotation, cellular component: ribosome; mitochondrial small ribosomal subunit.
AUCAGGCUAAAAUCCAGUGUAACACCGGAAGUGAAGCAGGACAACAUCCUGUCCUGUGUCAGGUCAAAAUGCUUGCCUUGAGAGGGGUUAAAACACUACAACGUGUUUUUUCACAACAUGGAAAUACAAGUUUAAGGAGUCUGUCAGCCACUUCUAAUGUAACCCACCGAGACGAUGACAUGCCUGAAAAGAUGGAUAACCCUUUCAAAGAACCACAGAAGGGAUGCAUACUCUGCAACAUUACAGUGGAUUACAAAAACAUUCAGUUACUGUCCCAGUUCAUAUCCCCGCACACAGGCAGAAUUUAUGGCAGACACAUAACAGGCUUAUGUGCCAUCAAGCAGAAGGAAGUUUCCAAAGCAAUCAAGAAAGCUCAUUCAAUGGGUUUCAUGUCGGUGACGCACAAGCACCCUCAGUUCAUGAAGGAUCCCAACAUCUGUGGCAUCAGGCAUUUGGACUAGUGCAUCAAUAGUACAUGUGCUCUGUUAUUUGUGUUGAAUCUGUAAAAAUGUGUCUAUUAAAGUCUCUCAAGUUGGUCUCGAGUGAGAAAGGAGUGGA